Klebsormidium nitens is the source of this 10482-nucleotide messenger RNA. Lineage: Eukaryota; Viridiplantae; Streptophyta; Klebsormidiophyceae; Klebsormidiales; Klebsormidiaceae. The record is from the annotation of a GenBank genome assembly.
AUGGCCGAAGUGGGCACCGUACAGAGCAUUGAGUUCGGGCUGAUGGGAGACCAGGAGCUUCGACAACUAUCGAUACUCGAGAUCCGAGACGCUGCUGACUUGAGCGACCCCCGUCUUGGGGUGUCUUUAAAGCAGAAGGGUACCUGCGGCACGUGCGACGGCAAAGCUGACCCGUCAACGGCUGAGAGCAACUGCCCGGGACACUGGGGCCAUAUCGAGCUCGUCUUCCCAGUGUUCUUCCCACAUCUCAUCCCAAAAGUCACCCAAGUGCUGCUCUCUUUCUGCGUCAAUUGCCGACGACGCCUCAGCAGAAAGGUGCCGCCCCCGCUGCUCAACUUCAACGGCCACCGGCUGCAGCUCCGUCCGAAAGCCGGCCGGAGAGCCGCGGAACGCGUUCCGGCGGAAUCAAGCGAAGGAGAUGAGAGCGAUGGGGGCGAGGUUUGCUGCGAGGAUUCCGUGAAAGAGUCCGCUGAGGCGAAGGUUCUGCAGUUCCGGCGGAUGCUCUGCGCGGUGUGCAAGAAGAGAGCCGACGUCGAGUUCCGAGAAGACUUCGACGCAAAAGCGGUCCAGAGGCUUUUCAAAAAGAUCACUGACGAGGAGUGGAGGGGUUUCAAGCCGCGGGGAGGUCUUGGCCGACCGGAGUGGCUAGUUCAUUCCGUUCUCCUCGUUCCGCCCCCGCACCUCCGGAUCGCUCCGGAGUGGGCCUCCCGCUUGAAAGUGGACCACAUCACCCGAUGUCUGCGGUCAAUCUUGGCGGCCAACAAGAAGCUGAAACAACUGAAGGACGCCGGCAAAGUGCCUGACGUGUUCGAGCUCGAGCGCCUGCAGCCGCCCGUCAACUCCUUCUUCCGCGCGGCCGCCAAGGAGCCGGAGAGCGGAACAGCGGAACAGCGGAAGGCCCGAGCGCCCACCAAGAAAGACCGGGGCAUCCUCGACCUGAUCCAGCCGCCCAAAGAGCCGAAAGAGGGCCACGUGGCGCUCCUCAAGGGCAAACGGAGCGACUACAGCGGCCGCAGCGUUAUCUCGCCCGCCGCUGACGUCAGCGUGACCGCGGUCGAAGUCCCCCGGGAGAUGGGCCUCAGAAAAACGGAGAGGGUGACGUCGUUGAACCUGCCGAGGCUGCAGGGAAUUUUCGAGCGAUCAAUUCGAGCCGCCCGAGGACUCCUGGAGAGAGACGAGCCGUUGAAAGAGUGCCCGGAAGAUGCAACCGAGGGCCCGUCAAAUGAUGGGACUGCAACUAGGGCGGGAGAGGCAUUUGAGACCGGUAGAGAAUCGGAAGGCGAUCAGAACCAAAGGACUCGUCGGCAGAGCGAUAGGGGCUGGGGAGCUGGGGAGGAGAAAGCGGCAGGCCAGCGGAACGGAAGGACGGAGAUGCAGCGGAAAGAGAUUGAUGGAACACAGCCGGAGGUGGAAGGGUGGGGCGGAGGGAAUGGUUGUGGCGAAGUGGGCGGUGCGGAGAAGCAGAGUUCCGAUGAAGUAAGACUAGAAAAGCAGCGGAACGGAACGGGAAACCAACGGAAUGAUGACACCGGAACCCAGCCGGAAGGGGACGGGGGAACUCGUUGGGGUGAUGUGGGCGGUGCGGAGAAGCAGCGUUCAGGUGACGUAGUCAUAGAGGAGCAGCGGAACGGAGGACAGGGAACGGAACGGAAUCAGGACACCGGAAGCCAGCUGGGAUGGGGCGGCGGAACAGGGUGGGGCGGCGUGGGCGAUGCGGGGAAGCAGCGUUCUGUCGAGGCAGGGAUGGACGAGCAGCGGAAGAGCGGAACGGAAACUAAACGGAACGCCGAUCUCGAAAGCCAGCCAGUGUGGGGCGGAGGGUCUGGAUGGGGUAAUGUUGACUGCAUGAAGGAGGCUGAUUCUGCUGACGGAGACACAACGGAAAGUCCCCAAAAACCAGUGGACAGGAUGGAGGUUGAAAGUGGGAGGGGAAGAAGGGGUUAUUCGGAAGCUGCAGCGGAAGGAACGGCCUGGAAAACGGAACGGAGCGGAACGGGCUGGCAGGAAACGGACUUCAACGACCCGGAAGGUGGAGCGAAUCCAACUGAAGCGGAGCGUCCAGGAGCCCGUGAACCGAUUGAAGAACACAUAGAGGAGCAAAAAGACAUUGACUGCGCACAAAAUGAGACCAACCAAGGAAGUGCGGGAAAGAGUAUGGGUGAAGAUAAGGGAGGGGCGACCGGUUGGGGUGAACCGGGCGCUUGGGGCGCGGCAGUGGCUCGAGAUGACGUCAGUAACCCGGAUGACGUAAGCAAUUGGCAGGAAGAAGCGCCCGGUGAAGGAGAAGAGGCAACCGGUUGGGGUGUGGAAGAAGAGAAGUUGGUUGCUGAAAGGAAUGAGAGAAGCGGUGAAGAUGGAUGGGGAAAGACGAGGGCAAAGUUCGAGGCGCCUGGGGUUUGGGGCGACUCGCAGAGAGGAAUGCAAGGGGAAGGUGUCGCCAAGAAAGGAUCACGUGGAGAAGAAAGAGUGCAAGAAGAAGAGAAGCGGGAGAAAGCACGGGCGCCCAACAGGCCGGUCCGUCCGUUCGACGGGCAGAUCGUCCAGUUCCGGCGGAACGGAACGUGGCGGAAAGUCGCCCUCGUCAGCCCGGGGCAGUUCGAGCUGCGAGUGGGUGACGUCAUUGAAAGGUUGCUGACGGAAGGGGACCUGGUCUUGUGGAACCGCAACCCGUCGGUCCGGCAGCACAAUCUGUUAGCAAGCCGGGUCAAGCUAACCGACUGCAAAACCAUUGGGUUGCCGCUGCCGCUCUGCCACGCGUGCAACGGCGACUUUGACGGAGAUGAGAUGAACCUUCACGUGCCGCAAGGGCCGGAAGCGUGCGCCGAGGCGCAGGAGCUCCUGCUGACGUCAGCCAACGUCACGUCUACGCAAAAGGGCCAGGCGCUCGUUGCCCUGUGGCAGGACUCCAGGUUGGGCGUGUUCCUCAUGCUGACGUCAGGCAGAAAGGGGGCCCCGGUUGACUUCACCCGUGCGGACGCCUGCCAGCUUGUUGUGGGCAUACCGGACGAAGCUUCUCGCAGUGGGGGGUCGAAAAAACGGCUGCAAUUUGACCCCCCAACCGGAACUGAAGCGGAUGGGGGGGAGCAAACGCUGCUUCCGGAUCCCCCCGCUAGACGAAAGCUCGACGGGGAGCCUGUUUACACCGCGGACCAGAUCCUAUGCGCCGCGCUUCCGGACGGCUUUACGUACGCUAGCGAAGAAGACGGCGUCCGGAUCGCGAGGGGACGGGCGGAAUUCUACGGCGCACGGAUGGGCGCCACGUGGCUAGGGGAGGCGCCGGACGGCCUCGUGGCGACCCUGUGGAGAAUGUACGGCGCCGCGGCCGCGGUGCGCUUCCUUGACGCGGCUACGCAUUUUACCCGAGUCUUCCUGGACAACCGGGGCUUCAGCCUAGGCCUCGAGGACCUGCUGAUCACGCCGAGCCGCGCCCCCGGUUCUUCCAACCGGGCACAAAACAAAUUUGAGCAGAUUCGCAUGCGGGCGUUGCGCAUAGCGAUCCGCUGCGUCGUGAAGAUGAGCGCGGCGGAACCGGAACCGGAAUCGGUCAUGCAUGCGGACACGGGCGAUCUUGGCGAACGCUUGCGUCAGGAACUAGAGGCGAGGGAAGCGCGCAAGCCGGGCGCGAGGAGGGAGUCCGUUCCGCGGCGGAAGCGGAAGCGGACGGUGCUUGACAGCGAAAGCUCGGACGGGGCCGCGCCGCCUGACGCGAGCGGGGCCGCGAGCGUGAGCGACGCGCCCGCGCGCCUCCGGGGAGGAGGAUCCCCCGAGGACGAUCCGCUGCAGAGAGAGGCGUGGAGCGAUCCCGAUUUUGACGCCGUGAUGGAGCAGGAUGAAGUCAAAGACGGCGUUGGUGACGUCACAGUGGUACUGAAUGCCGUGAGAGGAGGCGAUGCUGACGUCAGCCUGGGAGAGGGUGUGUCACUAGGGGGGUUGAGUGGGGACGCAGAUAACCAGGAUAACCAGCCAGUAAGACAGACCGGUCGGUCGGACCCGCCCGGUUGGGGCGGAACAGGAUGGGACGGAACCGGAACCGGCUGGGGCGGAACGGGGUCCUCGAAGGAAGGUUCGGGGCUAACGGAACUGGAUGGAGAACGGAUCCCCGGGGGAGAAAACCGGGCGCCGAAGCGCCAACCCGCGCGCGCGCUCGACGAGAAGGCGGCCGCGGCCGCGGUGACCGGAAGAAAGAGGGCGGGGAUGCGCUUCGCGCUGGAAGAUCUGAGACAGGUGAAAAAGCUGAUUGGUCAAGGGAGGUGGGUUAAGAACGGGUUAAGAAAGGAAUGGAAUUCAACUGGUGCGCUGUCGGCCGAGGAGAGCCGGGUUGGGGUUCCGCCGGAAGGGAGCGGGCGGAAGCGGAAGGCGCCGGAGCGGACGGCAAGCGAGGAAGUCGGCAGGGAAGAAGAAUGUCACGGGCCGCCUGUGAAGAGGAGGGCCAACUGGUGGGGCCGUCUUCGGAGGGACGAAGAAGCGCAGAGCGAUGUGAUCCGCGUAUUCGAGCGCGCCGCAAAGGAGGAGCAGGCGCUUAUGAACCGACACGUGCCCCCGGGGAACGCCUUCCGGGCCCUGUACGAAGCAGGGUCGAAGGGAUCCCCCGCCAAUCUGCAGAAGAUGGCGCUCGCACAGGGCCUCCAGCUGUGGGAGGGGCGCGCGCUGCUGCCGAUGCUCGAAACCGAGCGCUUCCUGCCGCACCUGCCGUCCGAAAGCUGGUGGGCUUCUCGCUUCGACGAACUGAGCCGCGGCCGCUCGCGGCUGGUCAGCGCGCGCGCACUGCCGGGCGCCUUCGCGCGCCAGUAUCGGGAAGAGGCGCGCUUCGCGGCCGCGUACUUUGAGGCCCACAAGUUCAUCCGGACGCCGCUGGUGUCCGGCGCGCGCACGCGCGCGGACCACUUCUUCGCCCAGGCGAUGGCGGAGCGGCACUCGCUCGUGCUGAAGGGGACCGGGAAUGACCUACCGUACAGUAUUGGCAAGAACCUUAUGUUCCAUCUGGGCGAUUUGACCUUCGACGAACUAGGCAUGGUGACGUCGGCAGACGGCCACGUGGUUCGGUUUCCCUCUACAGAAUGGGACGGAGCCCGGGCGAAGUACUCCAAAAGAGUGGGCGCGCGCACCGAGCCGGAGCCGAUCAAGCGGACGGAACGUGCGCGCGCGCGUGGAGCGCGCGGGGUGGGAGUGCUGCUGGAUUCGCCCUCGAAGGUUCCGUUUCUGGGCCUGGAGCGGAAGAAGUUUCCUACCCCUGGAACGGAAUGGUGGUACGACGAGGAUUCAGGGUCAGAAGAAGGAAAGGGUCAGGAAGAGAAUGCUCCUGGCGAGAGGUGGGGGGAAGACGAAGACGGGAUGGAGACGCAAAAGGGAGGGGAGGAGACUGAUAAGCACCGGAGCGGUGGUGAGAGGGGGAGCCAAGAAGGUGACAGAGGUUGGGAUGGGAACGAAGACGGAUGGAAGAAUACCACUUCUGGAUGGACUGGUUUGAAAGCGAGUAGCGAUAGGGGCGAAAAGGAGAAGUCUUCUAACCCGGAGAGGGUUGAAGCAGCUCAGGGUUCGGAGACGCUGCGAAGUGGAGCUCCCUCUGCCUCCGCCGAAGACGAGCGAAAGCAGGAUUUGCCAGAAGUGUCUAGUGGAAAGACCGAACAGGGGGCCGUUCCGGGGUCUGUUUCCGCCCGCUCUGACGGCGCCCUGGGGAUCGAAACGGAAAAGUUGAGCGACGGAUCGCAAUCAAUUGGGGCAGCGCUCGCUUGCGUCACGAACAUGGUGCAGAAUGACGUGGACGCUGUAAACCCGUCGGAUGUGACCAAGAUGGAAACAGGAGGCGAAGGGCAGGAAGGUCCGGUGCGGGCGUUCGGAACGCGGCCGCGGCCGCGCCGCCUGAAAGUCACCCGCAGGCGAAAGCGUUCCGUCGCUGGCGGUGUGGGCUCUGGCGAUAACUCGAGUCCGCCGCAAAAGGACGCUUCCAAGGUUCGCAAGCGAAAGAAUUUUAGGAAAACCUCUGACAACUCGAGCUCAGAAGAGGAUCCUGAAUGGAUGCCGAACAGCGGAAGUGAUGGAGAGAGCGAAGCGAGCGGCGAAGAGGUUUCCGGCUCCGCGUUGUCCAACAUGAGGGGCGGCGGAACCGAGAGAGCGGAGGGCGACGAGUUUCGAAGCGCCCCCCGGGAUGGAGUCAGCGAUGAGCUGACUGACGUCCUUGAUGCAGUGGAUGACGUACUGAAGGCAAUGGACGAGGUCAGCAAUGCCGGGGGGGCCUUCAACGAAGUGACCCAGCCUUUUGACGGCGCGCAGACGACGGAGGGGGAGUUCGCAAAGGCGCGCGCGGAUUCCGGCGGGAAAGGGGACGGGGAACCCACGGAGAAGAGUUUCGGUGACCCUACAGCGGAAGAGACGUCACCGCUUGGACCGGAAGCGGAAUGCGAGACGGAGCCUAUGCAGUCGGACCCGUGCGAUGACGAGAACCCGACGUUUGGCGGUAUUCCGGACGUUCCGGCGGAAGGAACCUGGGACGACGGAAUUCCAGGGACGUGGGGCUUUCCGGAAGCGGGCGAUGCCGUCGGAGCCGCGGCCGCGCACGCGCUCGCGGAGCCGCUGGCGCAGGGGGUUUUGGACGCGGUGAAGCGGCCGGGUGGCGGGGUACUAGACGUGGCGCGACGAGAUAUUCUUACCUUGAAGCGAGACCCUCUGAAAGGGAAGACCACAGCCGUCAACCUAGCGCUCCAGCCGCCCGACGCGCGUGGCGCCCUCCUCACGCCCCUCCGCGCGCGCGUGUGCGCACACUUCGAGCGGCAUCUGCGGCCGCGCUCUUUGGAGGCCGCGGUCGCCUCGUGGCGCGUCGUGCGCAUGCUCAAGGAGGAUCGUCCCACCUUGACACUGACGUCGUACACGUGGCUAGAGGUCGACGGAUCGACACGUGGCGUUAGGCUCCCAAAUCUGGUCUUGGAUAUGAACGCGGCUCCGGCCCUGGCAAUCCUUGAGCUGCGCGACUCGGGCCACGUCGCUGAAUGCCUGCGGUCAACUCUGGCGGCCAAACGGCGGCAGAAAGACGACGGCAACGCGCCGGCCGCAUAUGAGCUCCAGACUUUGGCGGAAAGAGCCGAAGAAAUGCUUCCAGAGGAGUUCUCUGUCGACUUUCCGCAAGUACCCCAACCCGUGGAAGACUCCAUCUCCAGUCCUCCAAAACGGAGGCGGAACCAGGCUCUCGUCGACGACCCGCGGCGCCUGGUGGUGCGCGCGCUGCUCGGGUGGUGGACGCGCAAGGACGCGCCGUUCGACAAGCGCAUGGAGAGGUUUGAGAGCAAAGUGCGCGAGGUGCUGGAGACGAACAUUGGAGGGUCUUCUUGGGUGGCCUCCGCGACCGCGGCUCCUGCGCGCGCGCACGGGGCGCGCGGCCUCACCGUCACGGUAGAGCGGCCGCCGAAACCGAAGAUCGGCGCGAACAAGAAUGGCGAAAUGUCCCCCGCAGAACUUAAGCAGGGUUUGAGGAACUACGAGCGCGAGUAUUUGCAGAAAGUACCGAAUGCUCAAGAACAGUCGCCGCUCGGACUCGCUUUCCUGGCGGUGGCGAAGGUUCCGCCGUUCCGGCACGAGGCUGGCGAUGAUUCCGGCGGAAGGGGGGAAGUGGGCGGAACGGGAAGGACCGGAAAGAGAGAGGGAGCGGAGAGCGGAAGCAGAAGAGUAUGGCCCAAGAGCUUCUUUAACUCGGACAGCGAAGAAGAAGAUGCCUCGGAUGAGGAGGCGUCAGUAAAGGACGGAAGUGGUCGGUUAGAGGACUUGCAAACUGAGGGGCUUGACAUCGAUGCUUCUGAGCUGAUGGAUCCGUUCCGGUCGAGACCGGAAGACUGUGAGGACGUGGCGGAAAGCCUGGGCAUCGAGGCGGCGCAAGCGGCCCUCGUCGAGGAUUUGCAAGAAGUGUACGGCGACAAGGUGGACCGCAAGCACCUGGAGCUGGUCGCCGACAAGAUGACGGCCUCGGGGAAGGUGCUCUCGCUGAAUAUGAACGGCUACAAAGAGCAUCGCGCCCGGAUGAAGCUUUCCAUUCCGCCGCUCUCCAGAGCGAUAUACCGGAAAGAGAAUAAGAGCGCGCCGAAAAUCCUGACGGACGCGGCAUAUGCCGGCCAGAGAGACGCGCUCACGCAGCCGAGCGCGCGCGCGGGGCUGGGGCUGCCCGUCGCGUCGGGAACGGGCGGCGGGUUCGCGCUACUCCCAAACCCUCGCGCGGCGCGCGCGGCCGUUCCGCAGGAGCGCAUCGCGCAGGCGCGCGCGGCGCAGGAGCGCGCGGCCACGUCGGGCCAGGAGAAGCAGCAGAUGGGCGACCAAGAGCAGGUCGGAGAUGGAAUCUGGUCGCCGGGAAAGGCGAUGCCGUGGCGGGACGGAAGGAAGACUGGGGCUGCGGAGCAUGCCAACCGCGACGGCCCGGAGACUGCCACCGGCUGGGGCGCUCCGGCGGAAUCUGACCGGAACAAAGACCCUGGCUCCGGCUGGGACGAACCGGUUGAAGGGACCGGGUGGGACAUUCCCAGGGAGCCUAAGAAAGCGGGAAACAAGUCUGGCACUGGUUGGAACGGAUCAGAAGCUCCUCUUCAGAGAGGGCCAGCUAAAGAGAGUGAUCGGAACAGAAGCCCGGAAGAUGUGUCAGCAGCUGCCGGAAAGUCCAAUUGGAAGGAAGAUCCUGGCUCUGGUUGGGGAGAUCCAGUUGAAGGGACCGGUUGGAACCUUAAUACCGAGCCCGCGCAAACCGUAAACAAUGCUGGGACUGGCUGGAAGUCGGUGGAAACUCCUCUUGAACGAGGGCCAGCUAACGAGAGUGGGUGGGGGAACCCGGUUGGAGCGACCGGGUGGGGCAUAUCCAUCGAGCCUCAUCAAGUGAAAAGCCCGGCGAACAGAUCGGGGACUGGUUGGAAUACACCGGAAAGUUGUCUCGAGAGAAGGCCAGGGAGCGAGACUGGUCCACCAAACGUUCCGCCGGAACACGCCUCAGCAGCGGCGGAACAACAGCCGGUCGUUUCUCCCGGAGGGAGUGCUCCAGACGAAACCGCCCGGGGUGCUUGUACUAAGGAAGAAGCGGGCAGCGGUUGGGGGUCGCCGGCUGGGUGGGGUGCCGAAGAACUAGAGGGGGGGCAUUUUCCGGAAGGUCCUGAAGAACGAGCAGCGGAAGGAGGGCAGAAUUCAGAGCUUAAAAACGAAGGGGAAUCGAAGAGAGCGAAAAACGAGUCACGAAUAAUCGAGAAGGAGAAGACUUCGACAGAAGUGGAGGAGAUGGUUUGGGCGGCGCCUGAGGACGCCACGUGGCAGGCAGUAACUGGUCCGUCGGAAGAGGAGGCGAGCCUGGGGGCAUGGGGAACGGGGGGCGGAGCUACCGGGUGGGACACCGGGAAAGACGGCGACGAAAUUAGAAGCGCCUGGAAGGGCGACCAGGGGAAAUCAAACGGGUGGGAGAGAACGGACGAGGUCGCCCGAAAAGGGGCCUCGGUUGGAGACAACCACGGGAAGCGAGUGCGAGGAGCUGAAGCAGAACGAGGAGAUUCCGGUCAAGGGCUCACCGGAACGGCGGAAGAGAGAUCUGAGAAGAGACAGAGGCCCGAGGAAACGAGCCGAGAUGAGGCGGGGCAGGGGGGGCAGAUUCGCCCGGGGGAAAGGGAGGGGAAACGGGAGAGGCUCUCUGGGCAUGGGUCAGAGGAUGAUCCGCUCGUGACGGAUUUGAGGGCGAAACGGAACUGGGCAAGCACGAUUCUGCGCCGGUACGAGAUCUCCGAGCGGCUGUCUCCCGAGGACCAGCAGUUCGUGCUUGAGGAGCUUUUGGCGUAUCACGAGAAGGCCGCGGAGAAGAUUGGGUGUGGGGUCGAGGCAAUCAAGGUCGACCGCGCCCCGAAGGGCCAAAGCGACCGGUGCUUCCACGUCCUCAGGACCGACGGCUCCUCGGAAGACUUCUCCUUCCGGAAGUGCCUCGUCAACCGGGCAGCCCAGGCCGGGGCGAACGGCGACCAAAUGCAGGGCCUCACGACGGGCUGGGCGGGCCGGUUCCGUCCCCCGGGGGACGAACCAGCCAAAGAACAUUCCGGUUCCCGUUCCGUUCCCCAGUUCCGUCCCCAGGGGGACCAAUUAGCCAAAGAACAUUCCGAUUUCGGUUCCGUUCUCCGCUUCCAUUCCCCGGCAGACGGACCAGCUAAAACACACCCCACUCUCGUGUCCCGGUUCCGGUCCCCCACAGAUCCACCAGCCGAGGCAGAUCCCGACAAAGACGUGUCCCGGGUCAUACCCCCUAGGGAGGCACCAGCUAGCGAGAGCCCCGGUGACGUGUCCCGGUUUAUGCCUCCAGGCGCCGUCUCACCGGCGGGGGCAGAUCCCGACCACUUGUCACCGGUCGGUCCGUCUAAAGAUCAACCAGCCAGUGCGCCGGAGUCGGAUCACCCAGAACCGCUGCGGAAGCCUCCGGAAGUAUUGGAACGGAGCCGAGAUGAAGGUGCGCAGGUGGGGUCCGCGCCAAUCAGCAACGUUUCUUGA